AUGUUCGACAAUGAUCAAACCCGCUGGACAGCAGUGAGAACCCGCAACCAUGCUGCAGAUGGCGCAUUUGUCUACGCCGUCCGCACGACCAAGAUUUACUGCCGACCGAUAUGCAGCGCCCGUCUCGCGCGACGGGAAAACGUCACAUUCUACCCCAGCUCAAAGGAUGCCGAGUCUCAUGGCUUCCGACCAUGCAAGCGUUGCAAACCAGGGGACCGCGGCACGAUCCCCGACUCGGUCGCCGUGCAGAAGCUCAGAUUGUUCCUCGAGGGGCGAUCUGGCCAAUUUGACGCCUCGACGCUAGACGAGAUGGCGAGCCAGGCUGGGAUAUCGAAAUGGCAUUUCCACCGCUUGUUCAAGAAGCAUGUCGGGUUGACGCCGGCGGAGUACAUUCGGUCAUCUCAGGACCGGUGUCUGACGGAGCGCCGUGAGCUGGCCGAUAGCCAGUCGACUGGGGCGUCGGCAGAAAUGAGCUCGAUCGACGGCAGCGAGUCUGCAGUGGCAGAUUACUGGAGAGCUUUGGCAACUUCCAUCCUGGGAGGUGGACGAUGA
Molecule: messenger RNA, 552 nt
Organism: Phialemonium atrogriseum
Lineage: Eukaryota; Fungi; Ascomycota; Sordariomycetes; Cephalothecales; Cephalothecaceae
Product: metal binding domain of Ada-domain-containing protein
Exons: 2
Coding region: 1-552 (183 amino acids)
Biological process (GO): DNA repair; regulation of DNA-templated transcription
Molecular function (GO): zinc ion binding; methyltransferase activity; sequence-specific DNA binding
Source: RefSeq, a predicted model, not a curated record